UCGAUCAGUGGGCUCUCGUAUGGGCCCGGACCCUCGCGACACGGUAACGCGGCAGCUUGUCCGUACUGUCAGGAUUUAAGAUCCGAGACGAUAUCUGGAAACGACGGGAAACAUUACCAGUAUCUAAGGAAUCGAAGGCCGAACAAGUCUUGAUUUCUCUAAACAAUUAAAUUCUAAGUACGAAAUACUUUGUUUUAUGAAGGGCCACAGUUCCUGGUUAUUGAAAUCAGCGGAAAGAAACUCCAUUUGGGAGCGACUACUUCUGGAAACAACGGUACACGAAUCCGGAGAAAAGUUCUCCAGAAACAACGCUAAAGAGACCCUGAGCUGCACGCCCUACGAUGCCUAUGGUAAAACUUGUUUCAGCCCAACCCAUGGCUUUCGGUAAGAAUGCGCUACUACAGAAACGCUAUGAGAACCAAUGCAAUCACUUAGGGCACGACCAUCGCACCACCCAGCGGAAGAUUCAGGGCGUGGCAGAGCAAUGCGUGGUUUCCGCCUACAACCUACUGAUGGAGGCAGAGAAGCAUGAGCGAGAGAAAAUAGAGCGAGGGGACAUCAAGUAUGAUAGCUCCAAUGGCCGAUACUCAAGCAAGCCUUCACAGAGCAAGACACGUCGACACCUACAGAAGGUGCGUCCUAUGACGGCUGGUCCCGGAACCAGUACUCCACGAGUCGGGCAUGACAGGAAGAGGCCUUCCUCUGCCACUGCGAGCCUCGGCAAACAUAGUUCCUCCGUUAUUUCUAUGAUAGAGGUUGACAACGAUCAGACGGAGGAAAGUCAAAUGUCUGUGGAACGAAGAAAGUCAGCAUUAGUGAACUCUCAGUCAUCAGACAUUCAACAAUCACCAACUAAAAAUAUAAACCAAGUAGAACCGCAAUCUAAUUCUCAUUCAAAGCGGACCUCUGAUCUACAUGUUAUCAUCCCUAAAAAGCCAACAUCAACACAAAAUAGGGUACGGCUUCAACUAAAUCCUUCGCCCCUAAAGUCCCAAGAUCGGGACGGUAGACUCUUAACUGAUCGUUCUACAUCACGUGCGUCCUCUACGCUAUCCCCUGUACUGGAAGUAAAAGAAAAUAAUAAGAACUUACAUAAUGGGAAAACCCGUCGUCCACGGACGGCAGACGACUUCCGCCGGAAGUGUGAUGAGGACGAUAUGACAACAUACUGGAACAAGCGCGUCACAAAGCUGCUAAAAAGGUGGAAUCUAGAGGAUAUGUCUGAUCCUUUUCUUACCAAUGACGUUGUUUCUCAAAGUGACGAUAAUGUUACCCCUCGGAUGCCUUCCUCCCCGGUUCUCGAGCCCCCUACUCGUCCACAAGAGCCGCAGACGGAUGCUUCCCUUAAAACAAAGAAAUUCAUUCAUACAUAUGGAAGCCAUUUCCGUUCAUUGCUUCGGCCAAAUUCGGCACCUCCUGUGACCGAGAGCAAAGUUAGGCGCCGACCAGUUAAGGCGACUCGCCAGGAAAUGGCCAGCAUCAAGGCCGACAUAUCGCGCAGACGCAAACAGACAAAUGCAAUACUGAAAAAGAGUAAACAUAUUCGAAACCACAUACAAGCACUUGCAGACUGGAAGUACGAAGGGUGACAUCAGGACUGGAUACAUAAUUUUGAGAUUAUCAAACACAUCAGAUAUUAAAAGAAAGAC
This is a messenger RNA of Mizuhopecten yessoensis (Yesso scallop), 1649 nucleotides long. RefSeq lists its product as uncharacterized. The transcript is spliced from 2 exons. The record is from RefSeq and is a predicted model, not a curated record. NCBI's taxonomy places the organism in Eukaryota, Metazoa, Mollusca, Bivalvia, Pectinida, Pectinidae. Bases 342 to 1589 code for a protein of 415 amino acids.